AAAAAUGAAAUAUAAAAAAGAAAUGUGUGCACCCCACGGAAAAGAGCAGUACAAAAACAAACCCUAAUUUCGUUUCAUCUCUCAAACACACGGCAACCUCUUCUCGGUCGCCGUCGCUUCCACCACCGUCCCUUUCUCAUCGCCGCUUCAGAUCUUCUUUUUGUGUACCUGGGUUAAAGAUUUGUGACAGUCUCAACAAUGGCAACUAGACUUCAGUUUGAGAAUAAUUGUGAUAUUGGAGUGUUCUCUAAACUUACCAAUGGCUAUUGUAUGGUUGCCAUUGGAGGCUCUGAAAGCUUCUACAGUGUAUUCGAAUCUGAGUUAGGUGGUGUUAUCCCUGUGGUGAAGACAUCUAUUGCUGGCACCCGCAUCGUUGGUCGUCUUUGUGCUGGAAACAAGAAUGGCCUUCUCUUGCCCCAUACCACCACAGAUCAAGAACUUCAACAUUUGAGAAACAGUCUACCCGAUCAAGUUGUUGUUCAGAGGAUAGAAGAAAAAUUAUCUGCUUUGGGAAAUUGUAUAGCAUGUAAUGACCAUGUGGCUCUCACUCACACCGAUCUUGACAGGGAAACUGAGGAGAUAAUUGCAGAUGUUCUCGGAGUAGAAGUUUUCAGGCAGACCAUUGCUGGCAAUAUUCUUGUUGGUAGUUUUUGUGCUCUCUCCAACAGAGGUGGUUUGGUCCACCCUCACACAUCUAUAGAAGAUUUGGAUGAACUUUCUACACUUCUUCAAGUUCCUUUGGUGGCCGGAACAGUGAACAGAGGUAGUGAAGUGAUAGCUGCUGGAAUGAUAGUUAACGACUGGACAUCAUUUUGUGGUUCAGACACCACAGCAACAGAACUCUCUGUUAUUGAGAGUGUUUUCAAGUUGAGGGACUCGCAACCUAGUGUCAUCGUCGAUGAGAUGAGGAAAUCACUCAUCGAUAGCUAUGUCUGAAAUUGGUAAUAGUAAUAACUUAUGUUGAGUUUUGGUUAUAGUAUUGUGUGUCUAAUGCAAUGAUGAGGUGAGAAAAUCACUCUUUGAUAGCAAUGUCUGAAAAUUUGAUAAUAGUAAUGACUUUUGGUAUGAUGUUUUAAAUUUUGGUUAUAGUUUUGUCUUGUGCAAUGUGAACAUGUAUGCUCUAAAAAAGAUUGGUUGUACUUUUCCAUGUUUAUGGUAUCAGUUAUUGAUUGUUGGCACCUAUAAAUCCUAGCCAUGUUUGGUUUAA
Molecule: messenger RNA, 1207 nt
Organism: Medicago truncatula (barrel medic)
Lineage: Eukaryota; Viridiplantae; Streptophyta; Magnoliopsida; Fabales; Fabaceae
Product: eukaryotic translation initiation factor 6-2
Exons: 8
Coding region: 199-936 (245 amino acids)
Biological process (GO): cytosolic ribosome assembly
Molecular function (GO): ribosome binding
Source: RefSeq, a predicted model, not a curated record